AUGACGCAAACAGUAUUUGAGUUAGGAGUAGGACAGAUCACCCUUCUUUAUGAAUUUGGAUUUCCUCCCCCAGAUAUCGAACGGAGCAGCAACCAGAGGCGCCCAGGUACUACCGCAGAACUGUCAGCCACCAGCUCAGAGAGAGCCUCCACAAUCAUCACUUCUCCCAGCACGAGCAGGAGCUCCCUUCAUGUCCAAUGUCUUUACCACACAAGGGCGGCAUCGCCAUUAGCCCCUCAGCGGGGAAGGGGCCACUGUGGCGGCUGCCUGAGGGGAGGGCCGCCCGACGGGACGGCAGCCGGGGAGCGCAGCCGUGCCCUCACCGGGUCGCCGGGAGGUCGCAGCAGCGCCACGCGCACCCCAACGGCCACCAACGGCCUCCCACCGCCGGGCAGGGUAGGGCGGGGCGCGGCGCUGCGUGAGGAAGCAAGGGCGGCGCCGGCCGGCGGGGGCGACAGGGCGUGGCGGCGGCGGUACGUGCGCGCCGCUCUCAUUGGCUCCCCACCCGGAAGAGCAGCGGGUGCCUGCGCGGCGGGUGCGGGAGGGCCGUGCCGCGCUGGGACCCCCGCGGACAUGGCGGCGCGGCGGCCGGAGCAGCAGCAGCGAGGCGCGGAGGUGGCGGAGGAUGGCGGCCGGUCGCUGUCGCUGUCGGGGCAGUCCUACUGGCUAGACCUGUGGCUUUUUAUCCUCUUCGACCUGGUGCUGUUCGUGGUUAUCUACCUGCUGCCCUGAAGGCGCCGGGCCCAGAGCCACUUGCUAAUCACAUCUUAUGAACAUGAGCGCUGGAAGAGGACGGUUAGUGAAGUAUAAGCAACUGGGAGCAUGACUGCUUGCAUCUGAAUGCAAGAGGCGCAUACAUACGCUAUAUCGUAUCUCUGGCUGUAUCACAAGUGUUACUGUUCAGGUUUUUACCUGUAUCCACUUUCUGUGUUCUAAACAGUGCCUUAAAGGCCACAUAAGACAGUUUGACUCUGCUUUUGUAAUUAGUACCUAAAGGUUUGUUAAGCAGAAACGAAAAUAUGUACUGUUUGAAUAAAAUCAACUGAAAGGACAGAUUGUAAGUGGCUGAGAAUAAAAUCCAGCUCUUAUGCAGACUGAAGUUGUAACUCAGACCUUUUGCCUCAACAGAUGAAGCUCACCCAGCUGAUUUACUUCCAAAAAGUUAAUCAUGAGGGUUUGAUGCUCUUUGGUUUUCUGUUAUACCUUGUCUUUAUACAGCGUGCAUGAGAUUCCAGCUUCAGCAGUUGCUCUGCCUUCUGAAACAUGCCAGUGUGUAACAGCAGUAGCAGCCUGCUGCCCUUGCUUACCGAUUUAGAUAAAACAGGUUCUGAUUUCCUUCCUAUGAUCAGUGAAGGAGCAAGCUUACGACAGCAGCCUUCUUGAGUAGCUGGCAGGUUGUGUAAAGUACUGUCUUCCAUGGGUGAUGGCAAUAGGUAAGUAAGAGGUUUCAGCUGCCAUGUGCCUCAUCAAAGUUCCAUCUGUCUCACUGCAGGCAGACUUUCAAAACAGCAUUAAAUCCAGGAGUCUCUUGCACUCUCAGGAGAAAGAAAAAGUAAGCCAAGUACAUGGAGUAGGCUUUUUACUUGAUCAGGUUUUGGGCAAGACAGUCUUUGGGUGCGGAUGAAGGAGGUCCAGCUUUCUUAUUUUUCACUUGUGAAUACUUGUUUCUAAUUCUGACAAGUAACAACACAUGGUUGUUGGGUUGUUUUUUUCAGGAAUAAAUGUAAUAAAACAACUAGAUUUCA
Messenger RNA from Phalacrocorax carbo (great cormorant), 1745 nucleotides. The record is from RefSeq and is a predicted model, not a curated record. Lineage: Eukaryota; Metazoa; Chordata; Aves; Suliformes; Phalacrocoracidae.